GCGCGAUGGAGCUCAUGUGUUAUAGAUAGCUUCGACUUGGAGUCUUGAACACAACGGCAAGCAUGCAUAUAUGCCUCCGCAACACUCUCUAGCUACGCUUUUCCUUCAGCGUAGCUGCUGCCUGCUGGUGAUACAGCUCGGAAGCUUAGCAGGAUUCAGGGGCGCUUUGCGGUUGAUCUUCUUGCUGGUUCAAUCAAGUCAAUUUGUUGCAUUUCUGCAUCAGGCCUUUAAUAAUGGCUGAAGGGCCGUUGGACUUCUGGAUUAACUGGGGGAGCCAGAUCGGGGUUCUCUUGAGCCUCGCCUUCCAGGUCAUCCUCCAUCUCUUCGCCAAUGUACGUCGGCGUAGUAGCUCAGCUAUGCUGAGGGUUCCCCUCUGGCUGGCAUACCAGCUGUCGGACAUGACCGCGAUAUAUGCUGCCGGCCAGCUCCUAUACAGCAGCAACACACCGCAAGACCACCAGCUCAUUGCCUUGUGGGCGCCAUUCCUCCUGCUGCACCUUGGUGGCCCGGACAACAUCACCGCCUAUGCCCUCGAGGAUAGCAAGCUUUGGAAGCGUCACUUGCUGAUCCUUGCGGUGCAGGUUGCGGGAGCCGGAUAUGUCCUCUAUAAGUACAUCGCCGGCAGCGGGAUCUUGCUCACACUGGCUGCCAUCUUGAUACUCGUUAUUGGUGUUGCAAAGUAUGGGGAGAGGACAUGGGCACUCCGGGCGGCCAACUUCAGCAUUCUUCAGAGCUCAAUCAAGGCAACAAAAGAAAAAAGCAAAACAAAGAGCUCUCUGAUGACAAGCAAAGAAGAAACCAAAUCAAAGAGCUCUCUCAAGGUACCAAGACGUGACCAAUAUUUUUAUCAAGAAUGGUACAACGACUUGCCAGACGAGCUCAUCCUACAGCGUGCUCAUUCUCUUUUUCAUAUUUGCAAGCGUGGGAUAGUUGAUUCAGUGGUCGAGAUAGAUGUCGCAGGUACCCCGAGUAAGGUAACAAUCCAGGAACUUAAGAAUGACCAUGAGAAAAUGUGGAGGGUGAUGGAGAUGGAACUCUCCCUCAUGUAUGAUAUUCUGUACACCAAGGCAAACGUGAUCCACUCUUGGUUUGGCUACUGCAUCCGUACCAUCUCGCCGCUCACUGUCAUUGCCUCACUCAUGUUGUUCAGGUUGAGCAACAAAGAUGGUUACAGCCGAGUUGACAUUGCCAUCACGUACACCUUGUUGGGUGGUGCCUUGGUCCUAGAGACGAAAUCGCUCCUCGGUGCACUAGGGUCGAGCUGGGCGCUUGGCUUCUUGUGCGCCACACGAUUGGAUUGGCUCCGGCAUUCAUCUCUGUGCACCGGAAGAUGGUAUCGGUUACGGCGCACACUUCUUUCUCUUCGCAGGUCCUGGCCUGGCAAGAUGAUUAUGACAGGAGGCUCAAGGAGGUGGUCAGGCAUCAUAGGUCAGCAUAACAUGUUGCGGUUUCGUGCUGGACAGGUGGAUCCUAUGAGUCGCCGACUCGAAAAUCUGUUCAUGGUGCUUGGACUCGGUGAGUGGUGGGAUAGGAGGUACUACUCGUGCACUGUCGUUGUCCCGAAGAAUGUCAUGAAGUGUGCACAGAAGGUGGGCAGGUGGUCACAAGAUGAUAUAAACACAAUGGGCGUGCUCAGGCAUAAAUGGGGUGAAGCAGCACUGGAUAACAGAGUGUACCAUGAGCUGUACAAGGAAUUGGAAAAGUAUCACGGAGUUGAAUUCCAUGAGAGCAUCAUCUGCUGGCACAUUGCCACCGAUUUGAUCCUCGCAAGGGUGGAAAAGGAAAAGGGACAUUUUGCAGCUGAUAGCAGUGCGCAGAUAGUCAGGGCACUGUCCAACUACAUGAUGUUCCUCCUCGUGAACAGCCCCUACAUGCUACCAGGCCUUCCUCAAAAUUGGCUGUACAAGCAAACCUGCAACAAUCUGGACAAGAUAUGCGAUGACUAUAAUCUUGUCGGCUCUCUGGGCGACAACUUGUGGACUGUGCUCAAGAAAUUGCUCGGAUUGCAUCAUCACAGGGUAUUGGAAUCUUCUGGGCUUGAGAAGAAGCUCGCUGACGUCAUACUGGAGUUACCGAAGGGACAUGCAGGCUCUGGCUCUGAAACUCCUCGACUCUUGUAUGCACGCCGUAUUGCUGUUCUAAUACUUGAGAGUGAGGUAGUAGAUGAUAAGGUGCGUCUGCUGCUAGAUCUGUGGAUCGACUUCCUAGCCUACGCAGCCAACCGGUGCAUUAGGGAGUCACAUGCCAAGAAGCUUAGCACCGGUGGUGAGCUCAUGACCAUCGUGUGGCUUAUUUUGGAACACCUCCGCUAUUUAAAAGAAGACCCAAACAAGGAGGGAAGCCAUGUAUAAUUCGGUGAAUCGACAAAGAAGGCACAAUAAAGGGCCAGGACCAUGCGUAGUUUCACUCUACUGAUGUGUUCUGUGCUCCAGAAAUAUUUUCACUUUUUGUAGUAUGUAUCUUGUAAGCAUCUCUCUCUUCAAUUCAGCAUCCAACUUUAGUUGUUACCUUGUUUGUGUCUUCUUAUGGAGAAUACUUUGGAGCACAAAACGCCCAUCAGCGUCUUAGUUAGGAGCAAUGAUUCAGUGAACAAAUUGUGUUGGGUAUCUGUACAGGGUUUUUGACGGAGCGAUGAUCCGCGACCAAAACUAUGAAGAAGUUCAAAAAUGGAUUCAGGUCCCUAGGUCCGAGCUGU
Messenger RNA from Triticum aestivum (bread wheat), 2695 nucleotides. RefSeq lists its product as uncharacterized. Lineage: Eukaryota; Viridiplantae; Streptophyta; Magnoliopsida; Poales; Poaceae. The record is from RefSeq and is a predicted model, not a curated record. The transcript is spliced from 2 exons. The coding region runs from base 234 to 2351 and encodes 705 amino acids.